Pangasianodon hypophthalmus (striped catfish) is the source of this 6534-nucleotide messenger RNA. Its product is annotated as potassium voltage-gated channel subfamily A member 2. NCBI's taxonomy places the organism in Eukaryota, Metazoa, Chordata, Actinopteri, Siluriformes, Pangasiidae. The record is from RefSeq and is a predicted model, not a curated record. Gene Ontology annotation, cellular component: voltage-gated potassium channel complex; dendrite; juxtaparanode region of axon. Gene Ontology annotation, molecular function: protein binding; delayed rectifier potassium channel activity. Bases 706 to 2187 code for a protein of 493 amino acids. Gene Ontology annotation, biological process: protein homooligomerization; potassium ion transmembrane transport. The transcript has 3 exons.
CACUCUGCGGAAAAGUGAGGAGUGGUAGACUACAGUGCGCCUCGUCCAUCCGCCGUGCCCUAGUCUUUUUGGUAUGCACAGCAUCGCUCCGCUGCAGCUCCCAUUUAACGCCUUAACUAACUGACUAAUGGCUACUUGGGAUAACACCGAGUCGUCAUACUGCGACAAAGACUUAUAAAUAUAUACAGAAACCACUGCGUUUCACCUGCAAGGCGAAGGACAUAGACAGGUUUUCUCCUCUCUGCUGUGGCCGCGCUCGUGAGACUGCUGCGUGCACGCGUCGUUUCCUUGGAUACUACGUGAAGCGCUCGUGCCUUAUUUGCCUUUUUCCCGCUCUGCGGUCCUUCGCUUCAAACAACCUGCCGUGAAGCUCGAGGUGCUCCUGGAGGAGGCGAGGACACACCCAAGUACUCUAUCUUCUCUCCACCUUUCCUCCUUCCACGCCAGAGAAAGACACGGCCAGUAUUAAGAGCAUUUAGACGAAUCUUUGGCAUCUCCAUCACACCGGUGCUCUCCUCACCACAGGAACUCCUGGACACUUCCUGACAUCUAGAAUAAAACCGGCAGUGGAAGUUUAUUCUUAGAGGGAAUCCUCUGGGAACACACUGUGGCAUUAAACACCCCCUUGUCAGACUUCACCCUCCAUUUUCCUCACACUGUGGUGUCUGGCUCAGGUGAAAAGUGCAGGCCUCACCCUCCUGCAUAAUGACGGUGGCAACAGGAGAUCCCUCAGAUGAGGCAGCAGCACACCCAGGCCACCCUCAGGACUAUGACGCUGAGGGAGAACAGGAAUGCUGUGAAAGAGUUGUCAUCAACAUUUCAGGCCUGCGCUUUGAGACACAGCUCAAGACCCUCUCGCAAUUUCCUGAGACGUUGCUUGGUGAUCCAAAAAAGCGAAUGAGAUACUUUGACCCUUUAAGGAAUGAGUAUUUCUUUGAUAGAAACCGACCAAGCUUUGAUGCCAUCCUCUACUACUACCAGUCCGGAGGAAGGUUACGGCGCCCUGUAAAUGUGACACUGGAUAUAUUUUCAGAAGAAAUUCGGUUUUAUGAGCUUGGAGAGGAGGCUAUUGAGAUGUUUAGGGAGGAUGAAGGGUUCAUAAAGGAAGAGGAGAGGCCUUUGCCUGAUAAUGAAUUUCAGAAGCAGGUCUGGUUGCUGUUUGAGUAUCCAGAAAGUUCAGGACCAGCAAGGAUUAUAGCUAUCAUAUCUGUCAUGGUGAUUCUUAUUUCUAUAGUCAGCUUCUGUCUAGAGACUCUACCUAUAUUCCGUAGUGAUGAAGAGAAUAUGCAUAAAGUCCAAACAUAUAAUAGUAACUCCACCACAAACUAUGUGUCCACCUCCUUCACUGACCCUUUCUUCAUCCUGGAGACGCUCUGCAUAAUCUGGUUCUCCUUUGAGUUCCUGGUUCGGUUCUUCGCCUGCCCCAGUAAAGCCAGCUUCUUUGUGAACAUAAUGAAUAUGAUUGAUGUGGUGGCUAUUAUCCCCUACUUCAUUACACUAGGAACAGAACUGGCAGAGAAAGCAGAGGAUGGCCAGCAAGGGCAGCAGGCCAUGUCUUUAGCCAUCUUGCGAGUCAUCCGACUAGUGAGGGUGUUCAGGAUCUUCAAGCUUUCACGUCAUUCCAAGGGACUCCAGAUUCUGGGGCAAACCUUGAAGGCCAGCAUGAGAGAACUUGGUUUGCUUAUCUUCUUCCUCUUCAUUGGAGUCAUCCUCUUCUCCAGUGCUGUCUACUUUGCUGAAGCAGACGAACCUGAGUCCCAGUUCUACAGUAUCCCAGAUGCCUUCUGGUGGGCUGUGGUUUCUAUGACGACUGUUGGCUAUGGAGAUAUGGUACCCACUACCAUUGGAGGCAAGAUUGUUGGUUCCCUUUGUGCCAUUGCAGGAGUGCUGACCAUUGCCUUGCCAGUGCCUGUUAUUGUCUCAAAUUUCAACUACUUCUACCACCGUGAAACAGAGGGUGAGGAGCAAGCCCAAUAUCUGCAGGUUAACACCCCCAAAGCUGAUUCCCAAGAAGAACUGAAAAGAAGUCAAAGUGGUUCUACCAUCAGCAAAUCUGACUAUAUGGAGAUCCAAGAAGGAGUCAACAACAGUAAUGAGGACUUCCAGGAGGAGGACCUCAAAAAAGGCAAUUGCACUUUGGCCAACACAAACUAUGUGAAUAUCAAAAAAAUGCUGACUGAUGUAUAAUCAACUGAGAUUAUGUUUUUGGAAAGUGAGAGUAAGGGAGAUGGCAGCUUCAGUUUGCAAAAGUUCUGAGGCUUUAAAGCUUUAAAGGAUUAAAGAGGAUCACGAUAAGUCAGAACCUCUGCUACUGAUAUGAAAUUUUCUGUUCUGCUCAGAAUUUCCAAGAUCAGCCCAGCCCUCUAUGUAAGAUCGUCUUCAUAUUCAAACAAUCAUCUGAGUGUGCAUGCAAUUCGCUUUCAUUUCUAAGACUCUCACUGAAAAAUCAAACUUCCCAUAACAGCAGAAACUGUAGAAACUAGAGGAGGAUGAAGAAACAACCUAACUAAAAGGGUUAACAACUUUAUGUCUCCAAAAAACAACUUUGUACCAUGUAUGUAUCAUCACAGCAUAUCAAGCCCUCAAAGUUCAGCUACAUCUCUUUGCUUCUCCAAAGAAAAUAUUGUUGUGCUUCUUCUGCUGUAAGGAAAACAAGGCCUCAUGGGGAGUGUAAUAAUAAUGAUAUAAGAUUAUGAGAACAAAGACUUCCUCCAUUGUUGCUGCUGCUUGUCAUAGAUGUCUGACAGAAGUCAUAUUUGAACAUGAUAAACACAAUGCACUCAUAUUCAAUUAGCUCAAAGCAUUUAAAACAGUUUUUAUUAUGGUUAUCACUAUUUUCCUCCAGACUGAAAAUGUCCUGUAACAUUUUUGUUUUAAAAACCAUGGUCUACAACGGUAGCCUACAUGUAUCUGGACAACACUAAUAUCUAUGCUCUCAUGAAACCAAGGUUUAUUGCAAAGCUUUCAAGACAGACUGAAAGUUUCUGUGCCAUAUUUUAUGUUCAUGAUAAUGCUAGUUAAUCAAAUUUAUGCAGUGUGUAUGUAUAUCAUCUUUUUAUUGAUACAAUCUAUCAUACAGACCAGAUUAUGCUGUUGUUUGCUGAAUAACCUUGGGUUAAGGUCAGCUCUAAGCUUUGGUUAGGAAAACAGUAAGACUGACCUAAGCUUGCACCAAUUACAGUUACACCAAUACACAAUAUGUUUAAUAGUGAGAACUAAUGAUCUUAUUCAAUCACACCCCAAAACCUAUCUGUGAAUAUCCUUAGAACACAAGCUGCCUGUACCAAUGAUGAUAUUGUAGCAAAAUUCAUGUAGUGUGACAGUGAUGUGAUUAUGGAGCGAGGUUACAAUGGUACCACAGAAAUGAGCAGCUAGCGUUGUGUUGUAUUUCAGCUCGCAACAUUCUGAUCAUUUCAUUACUUUUUCUAAAGAGAUGGUUGAUAUACAAUUUACCUGGGAAGUAAACAAGCCAUAUCUACUUUACACUGUAAUAAAGCUUAGCAAAUAUUUAGCCAAUUGAUAUAAAAAAAAUUGGUAGCAUUAAUAUCAAUACAUUAAUUAUUUUAUUAUCAAUUAUCAAUAUUAAUUAUUUUAUGCAGUGACUAAUUUUAGAUUUGCUUAUACUUUCUUAAAUAAUUUCAUUUGUAAGGAGAGGCCUGAUAGAAAUUUUUAGACAUACAUCGGGGUCCAGAAUUCCAUGAUUUUUUUUUUCAUUUAAAAUUGGAAAUAAACAGAAGGUUUUGAAAUAUUUAAAACACAGAAAGUAAAUGUUCAAUAUCUUGAAUAUUUAAUAUUCAAGAUUCUGCACUAUUUCUAGGUCCCUAUUUAAAUGUAAGCAAAUUUGUGAUAUUGACAAUGCUUUGUAGAAAAGAUCAGAUUUUCCUCAUGCCUAAUCUCCUCUAUUGACGUAUGUGUUAAGAUAACACUCCAAUGGAUUUGAUCUAAACUGGAUCAUCAGGUUUUACACAAACUUGUGGAGUCCAUGCCAGCUCGAGUGCACCGUGUCAUUAAAGCAAAAAGGGGACAUACCAAAUACUACCCCCUGAAAUUCUGAUAUAAUCUAAAAUUCUAAUAUAAUCAGUAAUAUAAUUUGGAAUGAAAAUUGUUGUAUUAAAUUAGAAAAGAAUGCAAAAUAGAAGCAUUUUCGCUAGAGGUCUCAGAGUUUUGGACCCCAUUGUAUGUCUAGUAAGUUUAUUGUGUGUACUGUAUCCUCUGUAAAAUGAUGGUUCUGAGCUGCUUUCAGGUUGUUUUUUUUUUAAUACUUUGGCUGUCAGAGACAUUGGGAUGCACACAGUGACCUUUUAAGUAGUGGCAGAGCAGCAGUACAUGACUAGAAUGACUUAACGGUACACUGCAGUAGCUGCAGCUGCAGCGUCCCAUUCCUCAUAGCAUCAGUUGACCUUACCAGUGCAUCUUCAAACAAGUGAUUGAUAGAUGCAUGCAUAGAUAGAUACAUGUUUACUUAGGAAGAGACUAUAAAUCCGUAUAUAACAUUAGAGCUUGGCAGAUAUCAGUGACACUGAGAGGGACACAAAGCCGUAUAACUUUCAUAUCGGUCAUACUGAGGUCAUACUGCGGUAGCCUGAGCUUUUUUCCUAAGGACAGUAGCUCUUUUACUUUCUUGUAAGAGUCUUACAAUGGCAGCUAGUGCAGAAUGGGUACAGCUGGAUACAGUAUGUCAGAGUAAUCCUUUUUGGUCGUUCGAACUUCCAAAGUGGCACUCAAGGCUGCUUAACCAGUGCUUUGAGCUUCAAUGUAUUUUUGUGGUUUCAUCUUCUGUUGUUUGCCAGAAAAUAAUGGAGGUGAAAUAUUUUAGUGUAGCACUCAUCUUAUGCAUAUGGUGCAUCGUUUUUCUUUGUUACUUUCCGAAACACAGGCUGUAUGUUCUGACGCUUAAAAAAGUGUGGUAAAAGAGGCAGAACUCUUCACAGCUGCUAGCUGUCAUCCAUGUUUUAGCUAGAAGUGCAUUCCUGUAAAAUUAAUUUUUGGUCAUUUGCAUUCAAGACUUUAGGUAUAGGUUAAAAUAAAAAAAAAAAGAGAAAAAACCUGGUGUAUGCACACUGUACAUAGCCAGUGCCUAUACGAUUUACAUGUAAUAACUUUAAUGCAAGCAGACAUGGAGCUUUAUUCUAUGCAUGGAAAGGUAUGCAGAAAGAAUGUAUCAUCCCAUUUCCUGCACACUGGAUGUUUUAUUUCUUUUGUUUCAUUUUCACCUGGAAGCAUCAUGUGUUGGACCUGAAAAUGAAAAAUAUAUCUCUGUGAGUAAAGUUUUCCUCAUUGCACUUUUAAAAAGCAGAUUUACAAACCACUGCCAUCAUAGGGUUUGGAUUUGUUUUUGUUUUUUUUUGUUUUGUUUUGUUUUUUUUUUGGUUUUUUUUGGAGCACUGAAUGUCUUAAGCAAUUGUUAUUAUAAGCAUCUUACGAUCAUUCCAUUGCCAAGGACUGAAAGGAUGCAAACAGUCACCUCUUAUUCUAUUGUAUAUUUAUGUAUACAAGACUGAAUGUUAAUAUGAUAUAUCAAGCUUUACUGAGAUAUGUAAGUGCAAUAUAUUAGUUCAAAAUGAAGAGGAAAGAUUUGUUCUAUCUGGAACAAUUUAUUACCCAAACUACUAUAGCCAAUGAGAUUUGAGAUUUGCUUCAUCAUGUACACAAAUGCUUCAUUUUUUGCCACUGAUCAUUAGCAGAUCAAACAAAAUCUGUGUAAACAUGAAUUUGUAUAACAGUACAAUAUUUAAGAUUUUGACUGAAUAUCAGUUAAGAGUUGGCUUUGCUUGAACACAAGCUCCCAAAAGCCAUUAUAUGUCUUUUUGAUAUAGCUCAGUGUAUUUCGGCUGCUUUCAUUGAGAUAACGUUUCAUUAAAGCCUGUGACUUCACUGAGUGCUGAUGGAACCGGCAAAGUUAAAAAUGGAUCUCAUUACUCAAUUAUGCAAACCUGUUUUUGUGUGUGUUGAGCAUGAAUCGUAAACUGUGUAUCUGUGUAUCUGUGCGCCACUGUUUGGAGAGUUUUAGAACUCUUAGCCAAGUUUCAUAAGGCACAAUCAUCUUAGAGCUUUACAACUGCAGUAUCAUCAGGUGUUUAAAUAAUGCAGAUUUUGGGCAGAUUGCCACUACACAUAUAUGCAGCAUUAUACUGUAUGUAUAUAAUGAGUUAAAGUUCAGCAAGUCUGCAUAGUUUUGUGCAAAAUCUGUUAUUCACACAUCUUCAUUUUACUUGAUAAGCUGAAGAUAAGUGCUUUAGACUGUAAACAUAUGUAACAUGUAGCUUAUACCUUUCAUUCUUCAUAUCAGUGAAGCCUAGCAACUACAGUAUGCUCUAGAAUACAGCCAUUUCUUUUUUCUAUGAGAACAACAUUUACAAAAAAAAAUACAUAAGAUCGGAGUAGGGAGGGAAGUGAAAUUCAGCACAUUCUUUGGUUCUGAAUGAGAUGCACUUUAAUAGUACAAUAAGGAGACAAUCUAAUGACUGAGACUAAGCAUAUAAUCUUUCCAAAUGUCCAUUCAUGUCUUAAUGCUACAACAGUAAUGAAAAUGAA